This is a messenger RNA of Rhinolophus ferrumequinum (greater horseshoe bat), 1183 nucleotides long. RefSeq names its product syntaxin 10 (gene STX10). Gene Ontology annotation, biological process: intracellular protein transport; Golgi vesicle transport. The transcript is spliced from 8 exons. Gene Ontology annotation, molecular function: SNAP receptor activity. Bases 77 to 739 code for a protein of 220 amino acids. Gene Ontology annotation, cellular component: membrane. Lineage: Eukaryota; Metazoa; Chordata; Mammalia; Chiroptera; Rhinolophidae. The record is from RefSeq and is a predicted model, not a curated record.
CUGUACCGCUGGGAGGGAACCAGCUAGGAAGGCCGAGAGGGGAGGGGGCUCGGCCUCCAGCCGUGGGUGGACUGACAUGUCUCUGGAAGACCCGUUUUUUGUAGUCCGAGGCGAGGUGCAGAAGGCGGUGAACACUGCCCGCGGGCUGUACCAGCGCUGGUGCGAGCUCCUGCAGGAGGGCGCCGCGGUCGGACGCGAGGAGUUGGACUGGACAACCAAUGAGCUGCGGAAUGGCCUGCGCAGCAUUGAGUGGGACCUCGAGGACCUGGAGGAGACUAUCGGUAUAGUGGAAGCCAACCCAGGCAAGUUCAAGCUCCCAGCUGGGGACCUGCAGGAGAGGAAGGUGUUCGUGGAGCGGAUGCGGGAGGCAGUCCAGGAAAUGAAGGACCAUAUGGUCAGUCCCGCAGCCAUAGCCUUCAUGGAGAGGAAUAACAGAGAGAUGCUGACGGGCAAGCCAGCUGCCCAGAAGUCAUCCAGUGACCUGCUGGAUGCCAGUGUGGUCUCAGCCACCUCUCGCUACAUUGAGGAGCAGCAGGCCACACAGCAGCUGAUCAUGGACCAACAGGACCAACAGCUGGAAAUGGUGUCUGGCAGCAUCCGGGUUCUAAAACACAUGUCCGGCCGCGUUGGGGAGGAGCUGGAUGAGCAGGCAUGCUGGAUGCCUUUGCUCAUGAGAUGGACCACACCCAGUCCCGGAUGGAUGGGGUCCUCAGGAAGAUGGCAAAAGUAUCCCACAUGACGAGCGACCGCCGACAGUGGUGUGCCAUUGUGGUGCUGCUGGGGGUGCUUCUCCUGGUUCUCAUCCUGCUCUUCUCUCUCUGACCCCGGCCCUCCCCAGGGGGCUGAUCCCUCGUGCUGGGGGAGCUGGCAGGGCCCUGCCCCCUGGGAGGAGGGGGUCAUGCCUGGGGAGCUGUCCCAAGGCUCUCAUCCAGAGCCAGUGGCACCCUCAGGGUCAUGGGCCAGAUCCCUCGCCCUGGUCUUGUCUCAAGUGCGCUUAAGGGGUAGUGGAGGUAGGGGGCCCUCAGACACACCCUGCCCCAUUUCUAUUUCCAGUGCCCCAAAGCCAUUUAUUUGCCCCUGUGCCUUCAUGUGCCAACUUGGAAAUAAAAUCCCAGCCUUUUUUAUACAUAUUUGUAUCAUAUGGUGUGGUUGACUCGAAACUUGUGGGUGCCCCGAGUGGAAA